ACCCCCCGAUAAUUUUCUUGGUUCUCUCCGCUUCGUUCCUCCGGCGAUGAAGCUGCCUGUUUGCCAGUUUCCGCAAUCACGCAAGAUUCUCACCGACUAUCAGGCAUUGCGUCUUCGCGGAUAGAGACAGUCAGGCCUGCGCCCGCAGGUCGCUGAGUUGUGUAUGAUGCGGUCGGGUUUUCAGAAAUCUGGGGCCAUUCCGUUCUUCGCGCUCUUGAUCUUUUCGUUGCUGAGUCUUGUACCGUCUUUGGCGAAAGAAUGGGACUAUUAUAGUCGGCCCUUUGCGCACAUUGGCUAUGUCCGCGGCGAACCUCGACAUACUUCCCGGGAUAAGGAUGGCUGGGUCGAUGUGCGAUCACCAUUCCGAAUAGCAGGCGGACAAUCGAAGCCGUGGUCGGUAGAUGAUAAACGCCCGGCGUACCUCGAUUCGAAUUCCCGGCCACGACAACCGCCCACGGAUGCGCCUCCCCGGAGCUCGUUUGAAGCCGCGGCAAUUCUGGAUAGUGAUUCGAUAACCUAUUCGGUUCAGUACUCGUCGGCCUUCAGACGCGGCGUGCGCGCUUUACAGGCUUUGAUCAUCCGGAAAACAGACGACUCGCUAGCCAUUCAUUCCUUUCCUGCCGAACGCGAUACCGCUUCUGUGGAUCAAUCCUCACCGAGUCGCAACUCACCUUAUGCGAACAGCUCCGCCAAGAUGAUACCUUCGCAUGAAGAAGACCUUUUUCUAUUUAUACCUAUUGGUAGCGGAGACCGUACGAUAUCAGAUACGACCGACCUGGUUCGAAUGCCCAAGUGGCUGUUAUCAUGUGUUUGGUCCUCAUGGCAGCAGGCCUGUCGUGUUGGCAACGAUUAUAUGGAUACCGUCACGGGCCGUGAUAGGUUUCGAGACCCCGCCGUGACAACAUCCUCCAAUUGCUCGGAAAUAGUGAAAUCAGAAGACUCGUCCCAACCUCGAGAUUCGCGGCGAGAGGCGCACCUGAAAUAUGCCUUAAACUCGGCAUCAGCAACAGAGAAGCAUGAGCAGGCCGAAGCCAGAGGUUCAGCUGCCCUCACCCAGUCUAUCGAUGCAUUAGCGCAGCCAUCUGCUGCUCCGACCGCAACGACGACUGCUAUGGAGCAGUUGAAGGUGGUUGAAGGCCAAGCUGAACCGGGGCGGGUGCGCAGUGGCAGCUGCAUGGCCAUUGUGCUAGCAAUAGUCGCAGGCGUCAUGUGGUUCUAGGCCUGGGACACCAUUGCGCUGAGUCUUGCAGUGGACGCAUCCGAGCAUCUGGGCUCUGUCCUACCACGAAUCCUGAAUGCUGAGGCGAGGGAGGUCGCUCCCGCGCAGUUUGAGAUUGCGCACCCCUUCUCCUGCUCCGAUGCAGGUCUUUCUCUGGUUUUUCUUUUAUUUUC
Molecule: messenger RNA, 1392 nt
Organism: Aspergillus saccharolyticus JOP 1030-1
Lineage: Eukaryota; Fungi; Ascomycota; Eurotiomycetes; Eurotiales; Aspergillaceae
Exons: 2
Coding region: 164-1219 (351 amino acids)
Source: RefSeq, a predicted model, not a curated record